Molecule: messenger RNA, 1089 nt
Organism: Spinacia oleracea (spinach)
Lineage: Eukaryota; Viridiplantae; Streptophyta; Magnoliopsida; Caryophyllales; Amaranthaceae
Exons: 1
Coding region: 1-1089 (362 amino acids)
Molecular function (GO): catalytic activity
Source: RefSeq, a predicted model, not a curated record
AUGAAUAUUAGUACCUGGAAUGUGAGGGGAUUGAAUGAUCCCAUUAAAGUAGUUGAAAUAAAAAAGUUUUUAGCUAGUAAUAACAUUAGUGUUGUAGCUUUGUUAGAAACUAAAGUUCAGGAGAAGAAUAGUUUUAAAAUUCAGAAGAAAAUAGGGGUUGGGUGGCAGUGGAUUAUGAAUUAUGAGCACUCUCCUAGGGGAAGGAUAUGGAUUGGUUGGAAGCAUGCAUUGGUGUCAGUUCAGCUUAUCCAAAAAACUGAAUUUUGUGUUCACUGUCAUGUUGCUACUAAGAAUGGAUUGUUUGAUGCUUUAUUUUCAGCUGUGUAUGGUUUGCACUCUGUUGAUACUAGAAGACCAAUGUGGAGAGAGAUCACUGCUUUCAGUAGUACUGUUAAUUGUCCUUGGCUUGUCAUGGGGGAUUUCAAUGCAGUUUUAUUAGCUGCUGAUAGAGUAAAUGGCAAUGCAGUUACAGAAGGGGAAACUAAGGAUUUUGAUAGUUGUAUGGAUGCUGCAGGGUUGGCUGAGCUUAAGAGUUGUGGGAGUUACUAUUCUUGGAGCAAUAAGGGGCAAGGUAACUUGAGAAUCUGUUCCAGAAUAGAUAGGGCCAUUGCUAAUGCUUUGUGGCAUUCUAAGUUUGUUGAUGCUGUGGUGGAUUAUUUGCCUCCAGGAAUAUCUGAUCACUCACCUCUGGUUAUGUCUUGCAAUAUUCAUAUGGGAGGGGGGAGUAGACCCUUUAAAUUUUUUAACUAUAUGGCUGAUCAUGUUCUCUUCCUUGAUGUAGUUAAAAAGGGAUGGGAUGUGUCCUGUCCAAGGGGUGGAGCCAUGUUCAAGGUGUGGACUAAGCUGAAAGCAGUAAAGCAAGGAUUGAAGGAGUUACAUCAUAAAGAUUUUGCUAAGCUUGAUGAGAGAAUUGAGGGGUUAAGGGCUGAUUUGGGUCAAAUUCAGAUCCAGUUAGCUUCUUGCCCUACUGAUAGUAAUGUGCAACAAAGUGAGAGGGAUUGUAGUGAGACUCUUAAGAAGUUUUUGCAUAUUCAGGAGAGUGCAUAUAGACAGAAAGCAAGAAUUCAGUGGUUGAGUAGGAGAUUCUAA